Messenger RNA from Misgurnus anguillicaudatus (oriental weatherfish), 5010 nucleotides. RefSeq names its product ankyrin repeat domain 44 (gene ankrd44). NCBI's taxonomy places the organism in Eukaryota, Metazoa, Chordata, Actinopteri, Cypriniformes, Cobitidae. Gene Ontology annotation, molecular function: protein binding. The record is from RefSeq and is a predicted model, not a curated record.
AUGAUGUAAAUGCUCGUAGGGGAAGGAUAUAAACGUUGACUUCCUGUAGUUUCUUAAAACGAAUGAAUAUAUAUCGCAGAAAAUAAGCGAGUGGGAUAUAGGAUCCGAAACUGCGACCGCUGAGGGGGCGACUGCUAUAAAUGCGGAUUGUUUACAGCAGUCCUCGCAUCCUUUCCUCCCUCCCCUUUUCCUCUUUCCCGGAGAGUCGGAGCGGUGGUGGUGAGACAGCGGCUGCAGCUGCUACUGCUGACCGAAGAUAGCGCCUGCAGUGCGGGCUCGACCGUCACAUCACACCGGGCCCUUUACUGGGUAGGAUCCACAGCAAAGCAGGAAGGAAGCCUUUGAUGCCACGUUAUUGUGCAUCCUCCUUUUGUGAAGUACAGCGUACAACAUCUGGAUUGUAUUAACCUUCACCUUCAGGUUUUUUCAGGAGUUUGGAUGUACAGUUUCACUUGAUAUGGCUGUUCUUAAACUAGUCGACCAGCCACCCCUUGUGCAAGCCAUCUUUAACGGAGACCCUGAUGAGAUUCGUAUGCUUAUAUGUAAAUCAGAAGACAUCAAUGCACUGGACACAGAGAAGCGAGCUCCUCUUCACGCAGCUGCCUUCCUCGGAGAUGCUGAGAUCACAGAGCUCCUCAUUGUCUCUGGGGCACGGGUCAAUGCCAAAGACAGCAUGUGGUUGACUCCACUACACAGGGCAGUGGCAUCACGUAGCGAGGAGGCAGUUCGUGUGUUGAUUCGUCAUUCUGCCGAUGUUAACGCGCGGGAUAAGAACUGGCAGACGCCUCUACACGUCGCUGCCGCUAACAAAGCUCUGCGAUGCGCUGAGGUCCUCAUCCCGCUUCUGAGCAGCGUCAACGUGUCAGACCGCGGAGGACGUACCGCUUUGCACCACGCCGCCCUCAACGGCCACACUGAGAUGGUUAACCUCCUCCUGGCUAAGGGAGCCAACAUUAAUGCCUUUGAUAAGAAAGAUUGCCGUGCGCUGCACUGGGCUGCAUAUAUGGGUCAUUUAGAUGUUGUGUGUUUGUUGGUGAGUCAAGGGGCUGAACUCAGUUGCAAGGACAAGAGGGGAUACACACCUCUCCAUGCUGCUGCUUCCAAUGGACAGAUCGCUGUUGUGAAACACCUGCUUAGCUUGGCUGUUGAGAUCGAUGAAGCCAAUGCCUUUGGGAACACAGCUCUCCAUGUAGCAUGCUUUAAUGGACAGGACGCAGUGGUCAGCGAGUUGAUCGACUACGGAGCUAACGUCAGUCAGCCAAAUAACAAGGGCUUCACGCCGCUCCACUUUGCUGCUGCGUCUACCCAUGGUGCUCUGUGUCUAGAGUUUCUGGUUAAUAGUGGAGCUGAAGUCAAUGUGCAGAGUCGUGAUGGAAAGAGCCCUCUUCACCUGACAGCAGUCCAUGGGCGAUUCACUCGCUCCCAGACGCUCAUCCAAAACGGAGGAGAGAUAGACUGUGUCGAUAAGGAUGGAAACACUCCGUUACACGUUGCUGCCCGAUUCGGCCAUGAACUUUUAAUAAACACCCUCAUCACGAGUGGAGCUGACUGCACCAGAAGAGGGGUGCACGGCAUGUUUCCCCUGCAUCUUGCUGCUCUGAAUGCACAUGCUGACUGCUGCCGGAAACUUCUUUCUUCAGGGCGGAGGUAUAGCAUAAUGUGCCCUCUCAGUAAUGACUCAGUCCUGUCUGCAGGCUUCCAAAUUGACACUCCGGACAAUCUGGGCAGGACGUGUCUGCACGCCGCGGCUGCAGGCGGUAAUGUGGAAUGUGUGAAGCUGUUGCUCAGCAGCGGAGCUGAUCAUAACCGGAGGGACAAGCAUGGAAGGACCCCUCUACAUUAUGUGGCAGCUAGCCGGCACUUUCAGUGCUUGGAGACUCUUGUAUCCUGUGGUACCUGCAUUAAUGCCACUGACCAGUGGGGGCGCUCUGCCCUGCACUACGCUGCUGCAUCUGACCUGGACAGAAGGCGACGUGUGGUCUUGGAACCAGAGAGCGAGGGAGUUCAAGCCGAGAAAGAGAAAGAGGCAGCUCAAUGUCUUGAGUUCCUGAUGCAGAAUGGUGCCACCCCAUCACUCAAAGACAAGCAGGGUUACAAUGCCGUUCAUUACGCUGCAGCAUACGGCCACAGACACUGUCUAAAACUGCUUCUGGACAGAGAUGAGAACAAUCAGGAUGAGAUGGAGAACAGUCAGACAAGAAGCCCGCUGCAUCUAGCUGCGUACCACGGACAUGCGCAAGCCCUGGAAGUGCUUUUGGAGGGUCACUGUGAGGUGGAUCAGGGGGAUGAAGUGGGUCGGACUCCACUGGCGCUCGCUGCCCUCAGGGGCCAUAAUGAUUGCACAAUCACCCUCCUGAACCACGGGGCCUCGCCAAGAAGCAGAGACACUGUCCGUGGACGCACACCAAUCCACCUCGCAGUAAUGAAUGGUCAUACAUCAUGUGUGCGCCUCCUGCUGGAAGACUCUGAUAAUGCAGAUCUGGUGGACACAGCAGACUCUCAGGGACAGACCCCUCUUAUGCUGGCAGUAAUGGGGGGUCACGUGGAUGCUGUGUCUCUACUGUUGGAGCGUGAGGCCAGUGUGGACCUGGCUGACCGUCAUGGUCUGACUGCAUUACACCUGGGCCUCUUGUGUGGACAGGAGGAGUGCGUUCAGUCUCUGUUAGAGCUGGAGGCAUCAGUGCUGUUAGGAGACUCCAGGGGCCGAACGGCGAUCCACCUGGCUGCAGCGAGGGGUCACGCAUCCUGGCUGAGCGAACUCCUUAACAUCGCCGGUGCCGAAUCCCCCAUCCCCCCGUUGCGAGACAACCAUGGAUACACGCCCCUACACUGGGCCUGUUAUUUUGGUCAGGACAGCUGUGUGGAGGUCAUACUAGAGCAAAGAUGCUUUCGGCAGUUUGAAGGAAACCCCUUCACACCAUUGCAUUGUGCUGUGGUCAAUGACCAUGAAGCUUGUGCCAACCUUUUAUUAGAAGCCAUGGGAUCAAAGAUUGUAAAUUGCAUAGACUCGAAGGGCAGGACACCUCUUCAUGCCGCCGCAUUCGCUGGCCACAUAGACUGUGUUCAGUUGCUUCUGUCCCAUAAUGCAUCUGUGGAUGAUGUUGACCAAUCAGGACGCAGCGCUCUCAUUAUGGCAGCAGAGAGAGGAAGGGUCGAGGUCGUAGAGGCUCUGCUUACCGUUGCAAAUGUUAACCUGACUGAUGAGAAGGGCAACACUGCACUCCAUCAAGCCUGCAGUAAUGGAAUGGAAGAAUGCGCGUUACUCAUUCUCGGAAAACUCCCAGACUCCGCCCUCCUCGCUACGAACGCUGCACUGCAAACGCCUCUUCAUUUGGCUGCGCGCAGUGGUAUGAAACAGACGGUGCAAGAGUUGCUCUCUCGGGGUGCCAGCGUUCAAGUUCUGGAUGAGAAUGGUUUCACCCCUGCUCUGGCUUGCGCUCCCAGCAGGGAAGUCGCUGACUGCCUGGCUCUCAUUUUGGCUACCAUGAUGCCUUUCUGCUCCCCUUGCAGCUCUGGAACUCCUUCGCCAGGCGACCUGCUGAAACCUCUGCCCACCCUUGCCAAGAGUACUAAGGGGCCCCGCAGUCCAAGGGACCCCUCCAGUGAGGGUACGACUACCGAAAACGACUCCGACUCUGAGACAUUUUGACCUUUGCCUAUCAUAGUGGCAUGAACCUCAUAGAAGUUGUACAGAGUUUCUGUAAUGAGAUAUUAUGAUGUAAUUUCUGCCACACUUGUUUGCACAGGAGAUUCUUUUCUAAAACCAUCUGAAUUGAAUGAUUGGAUGUCUUUUGUACUUUCAUGUUUGCCAAUUGUUAACUGACUUCUUAUGAUGAUCACACUUGAAGUAUGAUGUUAAAUGUGCUGUGCUUUAGACGGCACAAACCCUAUGAAAGCACAAGGUGAGGUCACACUCAUUUACCUCUGUAGUCACUAUGGGACCAAUCACGUUUAAGGGGGAAUUGGCGUUAUUUUUACGAACCUCAAUCAGAAUGUGUGUUACAAAUAUUUAUUUACGACAUACGUUUGAACAUACGUAAAACCCAGUGUAAUGUGAUGUAAAUCCAACUUGCAGAUAUCCAGACAGUACACCAGUUGUACUUCACAUAUUAUGGACAGAAGCCUCUUGAGCUUUGUAUUGUUAAAAAGAGCAUUUUUAUUAGAUAGAGAAAUGAAUUUAUGGGCCUUGAUGGUCUCAUUUGCGUCUGAUGGUUUUGGAGAUUGACACUUUGUCUUUCUGUUCCUUCUCAACAGUGUUCAAAUAAUACUAUUCAGGGUAAAUUUUAGGUUUAAGUGAGAAGACACGGAACCAAUAUGUUCGUAAAAAAGUACCAAUAUUUAAUAAUGUUUAAUUAACGGUACUAGAUUUGUAUGCACUUAUGUAUAGGAGUAAAUGGGUGUUUAAUACAUGAACCUUAAACAAACAGUUAGUUUCUAUCUACUGAAGUACUGAAAAAUUUGCACUGGUUGAAUUUAAUUACAAUUUUCUAAAAUCUGUAUGGACGACGUAAGCAAGUUAAAACACAUUUUGCUUUAAAAAACUAAGAUGGUAUAUCAAAACCUGGUGCACAAUGUGCCAGUUUCUUCAGCAUGUCCAGUGCCUUGUUCUUCAAUUCCAGAGUUUGACCCAUGCAUGUGUAUCAAAAAGAUCUGAAAAUGUGCAGUUUGGGUCACUUAAACUCACCUGCCAACCAUUCAUCAGUCCUGAUGUUUGUGCCUAUAUGUGUGUGUUUGCUGCAAAAAAUACAAUUCUUUAUACAUAUCAGCUUUUGUUGCACAUCACUGUCAACAUAACUAACAACAAAAGCACAUGGUUCAUUUUCAUUACAUAAAUUAGAUUGAGAGUGGAAAGAUGCAGAGAACUGAAAUCAUACAGUAUUAUACCAGAAUACAAAGCUUUGAAAUGUGUGACAAUCUUCUUGUACAUCAUGUGGUCUCAUGUUGAAGGUUCUUUGUUUGCUCAAGUUUCUUUUAUAAACAUUGUAUGGCUACAUAAAAUGUUUUAGCUCA